This is a messenger RNA of Periconia digitata, 2544 nucleotides long. The record is from the annotation of a GenBank genome assembly. NCBI's taxonomy places the organism in Eukaryota, Fungi, Ascomycota, Dothideomycetes, Pleosporales, Periconiaceae.
CUGUGCUUGCUUGCUUGUUUCUUGUGGAAAGGGCUUCUUGGGACUUUUCGACUGCAUUUCCAACGCACGAGCGAGCGAGGCAUGAUGCAUUUGCUGUGGUGGAGUUUACUGAGUGCUGCUGUGCUUGCGCAAGAGAACGAUCAAAGGGACAUUUUGGAUUAUGUUGAUCCGCUUAUUGGCACCAUCAAUGGAGGUCAUGUUUUCGCGGGCGCUUCCCUACCAUUCGGAAUGGCAAAAGCCGUGGCCGACGUAGACGGCGACAAUCAAGGCGGUUUCACAUCGGAUGAUUCUCCCAUCAAAGGAUUCUCGCACAUGCACGAUUCUGGCACAGGAGGAGCCUCAUCCCUAGGAAACUUCCCCAUUUGGCCUCAAAUCUGCCCAAACAACGACAUCACCAAGUGCAAAUACUCGUCGUACGAGCGACAGACUCUCCGCGAGGACGGUUCCGUAAAAGCGCAUCCAGGGUACUUCGCCAUAGGCUUGGACACGCAGAUACACGCCGAAGUGUCUGUCAGCAACCGCUCGGCUUUGUAUCGAUUCACGUUCCCGGAAUCGACAGCGCCGCCAUCGAAUGGUACGGACCCCACGUUCGCUAAUUCGACAGAAGCUGCCCCACAUAUCCUCGUGGACCUCAUUGAUCUGCCGAAUUCCCGCGACGUUGGCGCUGUAAAGGUUGAUCCUAAGAGUGGGAGGAUGACUGGUUGGGGGGUGUUCAGCCCUAGUUUCGGAGUGGGGAAUUACUCGAGCUACUUUUGUGCCGAUUUCUCAGGAGCCAACAUCAAGGCCAGUGGGAUUUGGAAACAAGGGUUUCCGGAGAAUGGUACUUCGUUGGACGCCGACUCUAGAGUUGAUGGAGGCGCGUGGCUGCAGUUCGAGAAGCCUGAGGAGAACCAGCAGAUAAUGGUCCGCGUGGGAUUGUCGUUCAUCAGUUCUGACCAAGCCUGUUCAAACGCCGAACGCGAGAUCCCGGACCCAAAGCUAUCGACUCUCGAGGAGUUGGUGAAGACUGCUCAGGACGCCUGGCGCGAGAAGCUCGAGGUUGUCAAAGUUGUUCCGGGUGGUGCUUCGGACAUGUUGUUGCGUGUGUUCUGGUCCGGUAUCUAUCGCACCAUGAUUUCACCGCAAGACUACACUGGAGAGAAUCCUCUGUGGGAAAGCGACGAGCCGUACUAUGAUAGUUAUUACUGCAUCUGGGACUCUUUUAGGAGCAUUCACCCGUUGCUUACGUUGUUGGAUCCGUAUAGUCAGACGCUGAUGAUUAGAACUCUGCUGGAUGUUUAUCGGCAUGAAGGGAAAUUGCCGGAUUGCAGGAUGAGUUUCUGUAAAGGCUACACACAAGGAGGUUCGAACGCAGACGUCGUACUCGUGGAUUCGUACCUCAAGGGCAUCGAUGCAGGUAUAGAUUGGGAUCUGGCAUAUGAAGCUAUGCUUUCAGACGCAGAAAUCGAACCACCAAAUUGGGAUGUCGAAGGCCGCGGCGGCCUCGCCUCCUGGAAAGAGCUCGGCUACAUCCCCAAAAACGACCUCGACGGCGUGGGCAAAGGUACAAAAACGCGUUCUAUCUCGCGGACCGUCGAAUACGCCUACAACGACUUCGUCAUCGCCACCUUCGCCCGCGAUCACCAACACGACGAAGCCGCGUACCAGAAAUAUCUCCAACGCUCGGGAAACUGGAAAAACCUCUUCAAACCAAACCAGACGUCCUUGCUCGUCGACGGCGAAGAUACAGGGUUUGUGGGGUUCUUGCAACCGAAACUUCCCGACGGCAGCUGGGACUUCCAAGAUCCCAUCUUCUGCAGCCCACUGCUCGAUUUCACGGGGUGCUACCUCAAUCCGUCUGGCGGAGAGACAUACGAAGGCCCUGUAUGGCUGUACACGUUCUUCGCGCCUGGCGAUAUGGCGACGCUGAUCCAGACGCUCGGGGGCGGCGAAACCUUUGUCAAGCGCCUCGAGUUCUUCCACGAUUCGGGAUUAUGCUACAUUGGCGACGAGCAGGCUUUCCUCAAAGUCUUCUUGUAUCACUACGCAGGACGGCCGGGCCUGAGCUCUAAACGCGCGCACAGCUACAUCCCCGCGCUCUUCAACGACACCGUGGGAGGCAUCCCCGGUAACGAUGACAGCGGCGCCAUGGGCUCGUUUGCUGCGCUCACCAUGAUGGGGAUUUUUCCAAACGCAGGGCAGGAUGUAUAUUUCAUCACCCCGCCCUUUUUCGAGUCGAUUUCCAUCACAAACGGCGCUACGGGGAAAACAGCGACGAUUCAGAACGUCAACUAUGACCCAGAGUUCAAGAAUAUUUAUAUUCAGGAGGCCAAGUUGAACGGACAGGCGUAUACGAAGAACUGGCUGACGCACGAUUUCUUUUUGGAAGGGGGAACGUUGGAGCUGACGCUGGGACCCGAGGAAAGCGAGUGGGGGGCUAAUGUUGAAGAUGUGCCGCCUAGUCUGGGUCCCUUUGGAGCGAAUGGUACAAGUGAGGUGGAGAGGAGGUGGUAUUCGUCGGAGAAGGCGCCUGAGCCGGCGAGGAUGGAGAUUGGAGUGAUGUAA